AUGAAACCUGCAACAUCCCUUUUUAACAGAAUAACCAAACCCAGCCCGCGAGAACCCAACGACCCCGAAACAGUACAAUACAAAUUUUCAUUUAGCUUCCCCCCAGGAUUUACCGAAAAAGCUAUCGAAUCCGCUUCAGUAACGGGCUCAUUCGCCCACAACUCUUUCAAAACCUACGAACUGCGGGGUCGGGCUUCGACCGGCUUUCAAAAACCCCAUAACGCAAGCGAUGUUGUCAUAAUUGAACGCCCCCGUUCAGGGCCGCCAUUUGAUGGGAAGGUUUAUUAUUAUUUCACUAUCAAUGGACGGAGGACCAUUGAUGAAUCUAGAAAGAAAGAGGAAAGAUGGUUUUUCGGACAGGAUGAGCAUCGCUGGAAUAUACUCGAACAAAAAGAUUUGAUCUCCGAGGUCCCUCCACCUCGAACCCCCCUUUCCCCGCCCGCCCCCCCUCCCUCUCGAGAUAUGCGAAAUCAAAGGGCGACUAUACCCAUUCAAGCUCCACCGAAAGUCGAGGAUGCAACAACCCAACAAAUUGUUCCUGCAACUAUAACACCUCGAGUCCGUCCUAGACUAAAUAUCCAACCCAGAAACGGCAUAUGCCUCUUAUUCUUCUUACAAGUUGACCCUGAAAUCAAAGAAGUCUCCGUCACCGGAAUAUACGAUGCUUGGGGUCGAAAGCGUACCGAAAACCUGAUCUGGAACCCCAAAACCAACUUAUGGGAAAUUUCCCUUCGAAUAUCAAUCCCGCCUGGCCAAGAAAAUAUCGAAAGUACGUUUAUUGUCAAACGUCCGUCGGGACCCCAUUCCACACAAAAGUUCACCUCGGCCAGAAUCAGAGGUCAACCAAUUGAUCUCGUCAAUAUUUCCGAACCAGUCUUUAUCCCUACAAGAUUCACAGGAAUGUCUCCCGCAUCAACUUAUUUCGCUACUGUCAUCAAAGCGAAGUUUCCUGGAUCCAACGAAAACUCUAGAUUCGCCAUAGCUGGUGGAGAUGUAAACUCCUGGAACGCUAUCGCUGGGGAAUUGAAAUGGAACCCGAUAAAUUCAACGUGGGAGGUUCGUGUUGUCUUUGAUUGGAUCAAAAGAUCUGAGCACGACAAAUUUCACUUCCAAAUCCGAGAAUUCCUCGGCGAGAACCUCGGUUGGAAGAAUGUGAUCGAUAAAAAUUUGCCGCAUGAAGACGUCGACAUUACCCUUGAUACCGAUGUUGAGCAGCGGCGGCGGGGACCUCCACCCAAGGUAACGAGGAAUUAUAUACCAAUAUCAAAUGCCUAUGAGACCAAAUGGCCCUUCGUCGAAUCUAUUUUCGCACUUGGGAAGUAUACAUUCUUCUGGAGCGCUCCAACUUCCCCGACAAGGAUAAACAGAGUCUCAGUCGAAGGCCCCUUUGCUCAGGACCCUUCGAUCAGAGUAUCUCGCGAACUGAAAUGUCUCCCGGACGGCACUUGGUCCCUAACGCUCGAGCUACCGGUUAGGAGAAUGCGAUAUAGGUAUCUCGUCGACGGCAUGUACCAGACAAAUUGGCAUGAAAAUAGGGAAAUGGAUAAGAACAACGAAAGAUGGAAUUUUUUACAAGAGGGAGACUUUGUGGUUGAAGAUGAUGGUGAAGAUGAUGCCGAUAUCACCAUUACUCGGUCAACCCUUAAAAGACUGCUUGAAGGAUCUUUAGAGUUAGAGCAGCUAUCACCAGAGCUUCGGGAGAUUGUGGCCUCGGUGAAGCCAAAAGGCCCAGCUCCCGCGGCCAAUCAAAUGUCUCACGCUCGUGGAUUUGAACUAUCGGAGCAUGCAAAGAAAGCUCUAUACUUAUAA
Orbilia oligospora ATCC 24927 is the source of this 1809-nucleotide messenger RNA. RefSeq lists its product as uncharacterized. The coding region runs from base 1 to 1809 and encodes 602 amino acids. NCBI's taxonomy places the organism in Eukaryota, Fungi, Ascomycota, Orbiliomycetes, Orbiliales, Orbiliaceae. The transcript has a single exon. The record is from RefSeq and is a predicted model, not a curated record.